Messenger RNA from Apis mellifera (honey bee), 4917 nucleotides. RefSeq names its product protein similar (gene sima). Gene Ontology annotation, cellular component: transcription regulator complex; nucleus; cytoplasm. Bases 743 to 4096 code for a protein of 1117 amino acids. Gene Ontology annotation, molecular function: protein dimerization activity; DNA-binding transcription factor activity, RNA polymerase II-specific; RNA polymerase II transcription regulatory region sequence-specific DNA binding. Lineage: Eukaryota; Metazoa; Arthropoda; Insecta; Hymenoptera; Apidae. Gene Ontology annotation, biological process: cellular response to hypoxia; regulation of transcription by RNA polymerase II. The transcript has 13 exons. The record is from RefSeq and is a predicted model, not a curated record.
AACCGUGAUUCGUCGGGCGAAACGAAAUCCUGGAGAGACUGGUCUAUCGCGAUAGGUAGUAUCGUUAUCAAGAAGAUAGCCAUCGUUCUUUCCGAGACAACAAGGUUUUGUGUUCUCUUUCUUGCUCUCUAGUAUCGCGCGAACCGUCGAGCCAGCGAAAAUUCGAUCCGUCGGCGAACCGAUUUCUCCAACAGCGCCAGAAUGCGAAUGUCUCGUGGCGAUCCCCGACGGAGUACAGUCGUCUUCCCUCUGGCCACCAAGUCUUUCGAACGAGCCUUCUGACGUGCGCGAUCGACGACAAAGAGUCGAGGCGAAGGAAGAAAACUGCUCGAGAAAGAAGAGAGGAAAGGAUUUGGAGGCCGAUCUCUCUCGGCGUAGAGAGAGAAAGAAAGAAAGAAGGAAUCGAAGAAAGGAACAUCGAGCCUCCACCACUACUACCGUCGAUAAAAAAAGAACGCGUGGAGAGAAGGAGGAGUAGCGAGCGAAAGAAAGGAAAAAGAAGGUGCACGAGGAGAGGAGGGGGAAGCAAAAUCGGGCCAAAGUUUUAUUUCGUCGCGAGCGAGUAACGGGAAGAGGAGGAGAAGGAGGAGGAGGAGGGAGGAGGAGGAUCGGGUGGCGCGGCGCCGGCGUUUCGUUGCGCUGCGUAAAAAAAAAAAAGGAAAAAAAUCCGGCGAAGGAAGGCCGAGAUCGAUCGUCGAACGCGCGCGCGUUUCCAAAACCGGUCGGGCCGAAAGAACGCGCGAUGAUCGCGCCACGUGUCGUGAGGACGGCCGAUAACGAAACCGGUCGUUGCACCGAGUGGCCGGCCAAACACUCGUCGUACACCGCCCUCUACGACCAGCCACCUCGAGCCACCCUCCCUUCCUGCCGAUUCGCGCGAGCAGCGCCUGUCCUCCAACAACAACCCCCCCCGAUUAACCAUUACCCCUCCUCCCCCCCUUACGGGCAUCAAGCGUCUGGCGGGACGCCGCUGCCUUACCACGCGCCCCUUCCGUGCACGGAGCCACCGUCCACCACCGUCGACCAAUCUCAAUGCGGCCAGUUUCAGAAUGCAGGAUGGAGGAAUUGCCAAUUGGGUCCGAUCGACGUCGAGGAUCUGGCCCUGUACUUCGAGGACAGAUCGCAGAUCAAUCGCGCGUCCCGGCCAUCGAUCAACUCGUCGAAUUUUCGUCGGCCGCCAAGAUCGAUCAACAACCCGUCGUAUCCGUCGACGAGCGACGGACAGUUGUCGGAAUUUCCCUCGAACGUUGCUCGCACGUGCGCCGACGAUUGGCCCGACGGCCAAUUCUGCGACACCUGUACGCAACAACAGUUCCCCUUUUGCACGGAGGAACGAUGGCUCCAAUGCCCGGCCAGCGACCGUUGUCCCCUGUACGACGACAACGUCUAUCCCUAUGGAGGAAACCCGGUUUUGCCACCGUGCGUCUACGAGGAUUUCGGCAACGGGUAUUGCCGAUACUCCGGGUAUAACGGGGACGAUCAAAUUCUCGAGGAUUAUUUGAGCAACGAGAAAAGGAAGGAGAAGUCUCGCGACGCUGCUAGAUACCGUCGAAGCAAGGAGACGGACAUUUUCACGGAUCUGGCCGCCGCUCUUCCCGUAACACCGGAACAGGCAGCUCAUUUAGAUAAGGCGAGCGUUAUGAGGCUUGCCAUCGCCUAUCUUAAAGUGCGCUCUGUGGUCGACUGUAUUCCAGGCCCGAUGACCAAGUCCGAGACGUUGAAUCAAAUGGACGAAUUAUUUUCCAAAGCUCUAAAUGGAUUCAUGCUGGUGCUUUCCAGCGAUGGAAAUAUGAUCUACCUGUCGGAGAAUGUGAGCGAUUAUCUCGGCAUUUCCCAGAUGGAUAUGAUGGGCCAAAGCGUGUACGAGUACAGCCAUCCGUGCGAUCACGAGGAAUUGCGGGAAUGCCUGUCCUCGAAACCGCUCGAGAACAGCGAGAAACGUGCUUGCAGUUUUUUCUUACGGCUUAAGUGUACGUUGACCAGCAAAGGAAGGAAGGUCAAUCUAAAAAGCGCUUCCUACAAGGUGAUUCAUUGUACCGGUAGAUUAACGUAUAUCCGCGAUCCGGUAUCGAAUUCGUCGGACAACGACGAAACGAGAAAUAAAAAGGACGAGGAGGGGAAUGAACGGGACACCGGUGCCUCGCUAGUGCUUUUGGGAUGUCCCAUACCGCAUCCUAGCAACAUUGAGAUACCGUUGGGACGUCACACUUUCCUCUCCAAGCAUAGCCUCAGCAUGAAGUUCACGUACGCCGACGAAAAGUUGGCCGAGUAUCUGGGUUGGAACAGCGAAGAGUUAGUGGGACAAUCCGUUUUCGAGUUCUAUCACGCCCUCGACAAUUUGGCUCUGGAUAAAUCUUUCAAAUCACUGUUCAGCAAGGGUCAGUGCGAGACGGUGGCCUACAGAUUUCUGGGCAAACGUGGAGGAUACGCUUGGGUCGUGACGCAAGCCACUCUAAUUCACUGUUCCAAGCAGCAGAAACCGUUGUCCGUCGUCUGUGUGAAUUACAUUCUAAGCGGUGUGGAACGCGAGGAUGAGGUGUACAGCGCGCGUCAGCUCGCAGCACGUGACACCGAGAAGGCCGUGAAGCCGGAGCAGCCGGCCGAUCCCAUCCUCGUCGAGCCUCUGCUCACGACCAAGCUUCGUCUCCGCGUCCAAGUGAACAAUAAUAACAAUAACAAUAAUAAUAACAACAAGAGUAACAAGAGUAACCUGGAGGAAGCUACGUUGGACGGAAACGAGGAACGGUUCUCCCUGCAACCGGAAGUCGAUUCGUUGGAUCGCGCGAAACCGUUGACGGUGACGAGCUCGACUUUCCGCGCGGCGGACAACAAGCCGAGGAGGGCGCAGGACGGCUCGCGGAAGGAUAACACCUUCCCGAGACCGGUCCAAUCUACGUCGGAGAAAUCGUUCGCCGGUGUCCAAGCGUUGAAACAAUCCCUCGAGGAGUCGAUCAAGGAGAACAACGAGCCGAGAAAGAAGCAGCAGUGUCGCCGUGCUCCGUUCGAGUUCCAGGGUAAACCAGCGCUGGAAUACGAUCCGGAGACCGCUGUUCGCCAGGACAGACCGCACGUGGUUACCAGACACUUGUUCGCAUCCAUUGCCACUCAGCAGCAGCAGCAGCAGCAGGAACAGCAGAUCACUUGCAGGCCACCGCCGCAAACAGCGACUGCGAGUAUCUUCGCACCUCGCACCGAGGACAUGAACAAAGGCUUCUUGACUUUCAGCGAGGAUCAUCCAGGCCUUACCAUGCUGAAGGACGAGCCGGAGGAUCUGACGCAUCUGGCGCCAACACCUGGCGACGUGUGCGUCCCCCUCGAGGACACGCCUUUCCUCUCGGAGAUGCUCGACGAGUUUAUCCUGAGCAGCGACAACUAUUGCCCCCUGCUCAGCCCGGGCGGGCCGUUGGCCCCCGAGUUGCGGUCCACGGAUUUCGGCGACCCCCUCAAGGACGCCGAGUUGGCCGACACCCCGAGAGGCAAGGAUCUCGGGGAGUCGUUGGCCGACAGCGACCCGUUCAUGUACGGCGACUCGCCGAGCAGCCCUUGCAGCAUCGAUCCGAGCGCCGUCUCGCCGCAGCUCGCCAACAAGUAUCGUCGAAGCCCGGAGAGAAGCAUAGACUCGUUGGGCAGCCCGACGGGCGGAAGCGGUGCCGACGGUUUGUCCGAGGACGAGAUGUUGAUGCUUGGGCUGAACGACAGCAUGGCCGACGACGAGCUGGAGUUGAGGGCCCCGUACAUACCGAUGUCGGAUCAGGACGAGGCGUUGGAUCUGCUCAUCAGCAACGAUAUGGUGAUGUGGAGCCCGCCACAGACCACGGAUCAGAAGAACGGUUUGAAAUGGAUGUUGGCGGAGAAGGAGCAACGAACGUCGGAUUCCAGUUUGGCGCAACUGUUGAAAACGGAUCAGGUCGUCUCGAGAAAGUACAACGACCACGGUGGGGGUUUGGUGAAUCCGGUCCAAGUUCUCGGCCAGAUCCCUAGAAAAAGAGAACUUGAUGGAGUCGCGGAACGUGCCCACGAUGUACCCGAAAGUAGCCCUGAUGUCCCCGCUGUCCGUGAACCUGGACAAUCAUCAGAUGGUGCCCCAGUGCCCUGACUCGAGAGGAUCGUCGUCCGGCUCUUCGUCUUACGGCCAACUGAGCCCGGCCGCGAGGAGGCAGAUGUCCAGCAACGCGUUCGUAAUAAACGGAGGAGGAUCGAUAGUGUCGUGCCCUUCCUCGCCGAUCAUGCCGUUCGACGCGUUCGAUUACGAGGCGAGCAUGUCGGUGAGCGGGUUGCUCCAGGUCGAGCCGGAUCUUUUCGGAACACUGCUCGACCGAAGUCUCGUGUAAGAAUAUAUACGAUUGUGAAGGAUGGAGAUAUUACAAGUUGCAAUAGAGAAUAGAUGGGUUAUGAUGAUGGGCAAGAAAUGAAGAUGCCAAAGCGAGAGGCGACUUUUUAUUUUUUUUCUAUUUUUUUUUUUUUCUCUCUCUCUUUUUAGAUGGAGUUUAAAGACAGUUCGGGGUUGUCGUUUCUUUUCUGAAUUGAGAAUCGUGCGAAAAAGAUACAUAUUGUAUAUCGAUAUUUUUUCAUUGGUAUGUAUAAUCGUGCGUGGUAUAAAUUUAUCCCGAUCCUAGAUUUUUCACGCGAAAAGUGCCAAUGCAUUUUUUAGGGUGUUAGCGUUUAAGGUUAUAACGUAGUGUGUAAAGUAUAAAGAAAAUAAGGAAGGAAGGAAGGAAGGAAAGGUUCUGCUGUCGCUUUAUUUCGCGAUACACAUAUAUAUAUACACAUAUACCUGACAUUCGGUUGACUAUAAUAGAGCAUAAUUCCUCCUCUGAUCCAAUAAAGAUUUUAUGACCACUCCGUCGAGUGAAAAACGAAGAUAUUCGAGUGGCCGCGUUUCGGAUCGAUCCGGAUUGGAUGAAAAAAGAAAAAAAA